Physella acuta is the source of this 1244-nucleotide messenger RNA. RefSeq names its product ephrin type-B receptor 2. Lineage: Eukaryota; Metazoa; Mollusca; Gastropoda; Physidae. Gene Ontology annotation, molecular function: transmembrane-ephrin receptor activity; protein binding. The record is from RefSeq and is a predicted model, not a curated record. Gene Ontology annotation, biological process: ephrin receptor signaling pathway; protein phosphorylation; axon guidance. Gene Ontology annotation, cellular component: dendrite; plasma membrane.
UUGUGUUGUUGGAUUCUUCAGUGGAGUCUAGGAGCCGGCCAAGCCUAGGUUGGACUACUUACAAAUCUGAUACACGCGCAGGGGAGAGUGAAAACUUGGGGUGGAUGGAGGCGACGGUAAACAAGGCCGGAGAGACGUUAAGGACGUACUCGUCGUGUUACGUCAAGACGUCAAACGUGGACAACUGGCUACGUCUGCCUUUUGUGGAGAGGGGGGAGGCGAACUCACUCCACAUAGAUUUAACAUUUACCAUGAGAAAGUGCUCCAAGAUCACGGACGUGACCAACCUCCAACAGUGCAAGGAGACCUUUAACCUUUACUACUUCGAGGCUGGAUCGGACUUCGCCAACGCCAUGAGACCGUCCUGGGACGGUCUCACAUACAAACGUAUUGACAAGAUAGCGGCAGACAAGCUGUUUGUGGACCACAAAGAACUCGAGUACAACGACGAGACCCGGCAGAUUCCCGUCACCCUCAAGGGCGCCUACUUCGCCAUCCAAGACGAGGGCGGCUGCGUCACCCUCGUCAGGGUCAAGGUCUACUACGUCACGUGCCCCAACGUAACCGUCAACUUCGCCAUCUUUGACGAGACCCCCACGGGGUCAAAGGACACGAACGUGGUGAUGGGGAAGGGGAGGUGUGUGGAGCACGCGACCAAGAAGGCUGAGCUGGACUACCUGUGUCAGAACGACGGGAAGUGGUACGACCAGCCCAAGGGGGAGUGCGUGUGUAACCCCGGGUAUGAGGGCAACGCCGCCCAGACGGAAUGUACUGCAUGCCCGUCCGGUCAGUACAAAUGGUCAGAGGGUAACGGACCGUGUGAGACAUGUCCCGAGUUCAGCUACUCGACGGGAGGGGCCGCCGAGUGCACGUGUCAGCUCAAGUACUACCGCAGUCCUAAGGACCCCAAGUCUAAGCCUUGCACUCAGCCCCCAUCUGCACCCAGGAACCCGUCCAUAGAGAGCCAGACCUCCACCAGCGUCACCCUCGUCUGGGAGCCGCCCACCGACCUGGGGGCGCGGCUCGACCUCAACUACCGCAUCGUCUGCCAGAAGUGUAACAACGAGGUGCUCUACACACCUGGAUGGCGGGGGUUCAAUACCACCAGGGUGACGUUGAGUAACCUGGAGCCAGGCAAGACCUACGAGGUGCUCAUCUACUCGGAGAAUGGGGUGACCAACGUCAGCGCUACCACCCCCCAGUCCGUCGCCGUCACUGUCAUCACCCAGUCCCUAGGUGAGUAG